ACCCUAAUGUGGGCACUACCUAGGAUGUUCCAGAAUGAUCUAGAGGACAAAUGUUUAGUAUAAAAGAACCCACAGUACCGUCAGUUGACCACAAAAAGCCUGAAACGAUCAACAAGACUGAGAAGACCGACAAAUCUAUCCCCAUACUCCCAUACUCAUCCAAGGCUACGGUGCCGCCAUGCAGGCCACCAUGCAGACUGCCUACCCAAACCGUGGCAGGACAGCCCUAACCCUGGGCAUCGAGACGGCCAGAGGAGUCAUGACGCCCCUGAUCAUACGGGGCACCAUCGUCCCCACCAAACAGACUCAGACCUUCAGCACAGGCACCGACAACCAGCCGGGGGUCCUGAUCCAGGUCUUUGAAGGAGAGAGAGCCAUGACCAAGGACAAUUACCUGCUGGACGAGUUCGAGCUGUCGGGAAUCCCGCCCGCUCCGAGAGGGGUACCUCAGAUCGAGGUGACCUUCGACAUCGACGCAGACGGCAUUCUGAACGUGUCUGCUGUGGACAAGAGCACGGUAAAAAUAAAACACAUCGCCAACAACAAAGAUCGCCUGAGCGAGGAAGACAUCGAGAGGAUGGUUCAGGAAGCAGACCAAUACAAAGAAGAAGACGAGCAACAGAGGGAGAAAAUAGCGGCCAACAACGCCCUGGAGUCCUACGCCUUCAACAUGAAGAGCAGCCUGCGGGAGGACAACCUGAAGGACAGAGUGAGUGAGGAGGACAGGAAGAAGGUGGAGGAGAAGUGUGAGCAGGCCAUCCGCUGGCUGGAGAACAACCAGCUAGCGGAGAAAGAGGAGUACCAACACCAGCUGAAGAAGUUGGAGAAGCUGCCUAUAUCCCUCAUCCCUGUGAUGAUAAACUUUGCACUUUUGAAUCUUCGAGGCCUCAUUGAUGAUACAAUCCCUGAAUUGAAUAAUUUGAUUUCUGAAAAUAAUAUUAGCUUUAUGUUUUUAACUGAAACCUGGCUUAAAGACAGUACUCUUUACAAUAAGUUGAGAGAGUCUUGUCCAAAUGGUUUCACCUCUCAUCAGGUCAAUAGACCAUUGGAAAGCCAUGGUGGGGUCGCCGUUAUUUAUUCUAAGAGAUAUUCAGAAUCUGAGCCACUUCGAUUUGGGGAAUUUUCAUAUUUUGAAUACUUAGCACUGAUGAUCAAACAGCCUGAAGACCUACUUACUGUGACUGUCUAUCGGACGUCCAAAGAUGUAACAUCCUUUUAUGCUGAGUUUAGAGAUAUGUUGUCCAUCAUAUGUCCCCAACAUGAUAAGAUCAUUAUAGUUGGGGAUUUUAAUUUCCCUAUACAAGUAGCACCAUUCCUGAAGCUUUUUGAUGAUCGAAAUUUUCUUCAGCAUGUGAAAGAACCCACCCAUAACAAAGGAAAUAUUCUGGAUUUAGUUUUUACUAGGGGUAUUGGUGUAAGGAUUAAAUCCAUUCAACCCUUCCCUUCUUCUGAUCAUAAGUGCAUCCAUUUUACCAAAAAUCAGAACACCCUCCCUUUAACCAUUGCACAAACAUUCAGCGAAAUUGAGUUAGGGAGAGAGUCCGAGAGAGAGAGAGAGAAAGAGAGAGAGAAGAGAGAGAGGGAAGGAGCGAGAAGGAGAGGGAGAGAGGGAGAGAAAGAGAGAGAGAGAGAAGAAGAGAGGGAGAUAGAUGGAGGGAGAGAUAGAGAGAGAGAGAACAUGUCAGGGAGGAGAGAGGGAAAAACAGAGUGAGAGGGGAGGUAGAAA
This is a messenger RNA of Gadus macrocephalus (Pacific cod), 1726 nucleotides long. RefSeq lists its product as uncharacterized. The record is from RefSeq and is a predicted model, not a curated record. Gene Ontology annotation, cellular component: cytoplasm; vesicle; blood microparticle. Gene Ontology annotation, molecular function: ubiquitin protein ligase binding; misfolded protein binding; ATP hydrolysis activity. Bases 179 to 1711 code for a protein of 510 amino acids. Lineage: Eukaryota; Metazoa; Chordata; Actinopteri; Gadiformes; Gadidae. The transcript is spliced from 2 exons. Gene Ontology annotation, biological process: protein refolding; cellular response to unfolded protein.